AUGGCGUCCACAUCAAAACGAAAAGUUGAUGACAGAGAUUCUGAAGAUAUCUCCUGUUACGUUCAUAACGUUUCCGAAAUUAUUACAGCAGCAACGUCAAAGACGAGGUAUUUUUACGGAAAUGUUCAAACUAAUCAUGACAAAGUCGUCAGGUUCGUCAGUUUUUCGCCUGAGAAACAGUCAGCAAUGAAGUCGGCCGAGUCGACAAAGAGCCCAGUGAAAAUUAGUAACUGUGUGUUCACUCCCAAAGGAGACAGUGUUGAAAUCACGGUUAGAAAGAAUUCACAAAUAUCAGUCGUCAAGAAGCUAGACUUUGAACGGAUAACAAAGAUGGAAGAUGCUGCGAAACUCGUGACCUUGCAAGCCAUUGCAACUGCUAACACAAUGUGUUCCAUUAAAGCCAAAGUUGUUUCCAUAUCAACGACAACAGAAGUUAACACCAGGUAUGGACAACGUCAAGUUCAAAAGGUAACAGUUGUGGAUGACACAAAAUCAAUGACCUUGGCCCUGUGGCAACAGCAUGUGGACAAAUUGAGACAUAAAUGCUACUACAGCAUUGAAAACGUUAUCUCGACAUACUUUCAGAGUGAAUUACAGCUAUCAACAACGUCAAAGACAAGCUUUAAACCUAUAGAGGAGUUUGAUAUUGUUGAAGUAGAUGACAGUGUUGACAACGUCAUCAAGUCUGUAGGCACUGUUAUUUCUUGUGCUUUAAAAAUUAUUUCAAAGUGUGUCAGUUGCAAUAAAUCUUUAGACAUUGACACAAGCAGUGCUAUUGUUAGAUGUCUGCAUUGUUCUUCAAAACAGAAAGUUUCUCAAACAAGAUUGACGAGACAACUAAACUUGCAGCUCGAUUCAAAUCAGAAAGUUCAGAAAUUUGUAGUGUUCAACGAAGUCUUAAACACAUUCAUAUUGAAAUACAGUUUAAAGACAUUUAACAAUGAUGAACUAGAGAAUUUCAUCCUUAAUGCUAAUGAGCUAGAACUAAAACACAAUAGUAAUUCUGAUGUAGUUUUAAACUUGGAUGUAAAUGACAAGCUGACAGUGCAAACACAGGAAUGUAUAUAAUAAUCUCAUCAGCUUAUGGGUAAGAAAACCCAGGAGUUUGUCAGAAUGUGUGAAGUGACACUCAUGCUCCUAUUCAGUCUUCGCCUUAAUUAGCUCGACUUUUUUUUAAAUUUUUAUCUAGCACUAGCCAAGCCAAACUAGCAACUAACAAUUUUUAGCUCGACUAUUCGAAGAAUAUGAGAGCUAUUGUAGUCGCGUCGGCGUCUGCAUUGGUUAAAGUUUUUUGUGAAGUCAAAUAUCUCAAUUAUUGCUUGAGAUAUUCAAUUGAAACUUACAAUACUUAUUUAUAGUAACAAGGUACAUCAGAUUGACAAGUUGGAUAACUCUGCCUACAAUAUUGACAGAAUUAUGCCCCUUUUUAACUUAGAAAUUUUGGUUAAAGUUUUUUGUAGAGUCAAAUAUCUCAAUUAUUGCUUGAGAUAUUCAAUUGAAACUUACAAUACUUAUUUAUAGUAACAAGGUACAUCAGAUUGACAAGUUGGAUAACUCUGCCUACAAUAUUGACAGAAUUAUGCCCCUUUUUAACUUAGAAAUUUUGGUUAAAGUUUUUUUUGUAAAGUCAAAUAUCUCAAUUAUUGCUUGAGAUAUUCAAUUUAAAUUUAAAAUACUUUUUUAUAGUAACAAUGUACAUCAUUUUGCAAAAUUGCAUAACUCUGCCUGCAGUAUUUGCAGAAUUAUUUGCCCCUUUGAAACUUAGAAAUUUUGGUUAAAGGUUAAAGGUCUGCAAAGAUAUUUACUUGAAACUUUACACAUGCACUUAGGGUCAUAAUUGGAGGGUCAAAAUUGUAUGUCACUGACCAAGUUCCAUAACUAUCUUGCAUUAAGGCUGAUUCAUAUCCCCUUUUCUACUUAGUCUCUUGGUUAAUGUUUACAUGCAAGUUUUACAUAUCUCAAUAACUAUUAAAGAUAUUUAUUUAAAACUUCACAUAUGCAUUUAGGGUCAUAAUUGUAGGUCACUGACAAAGAUCCAUAAUUCUAUCUUGCAUUUAGGCUGAUUUUUCUCCCCUUUUUCAACUUAGAAAUUCAUGGUAAAGUUUUGCUUGUAAGCUGUUAUCUCAAUAACUACUGAAGGGUUUGUGCCUUUUUUGGGAAAUUUUAUGCAUUCAUAAUAAUAAAGCAGUGAUUUACUUGAUAAAACAUCUUAAUAACAAGCCUUUGUACCUUUUCUGUCAAUUUAUGUAUUCAUAGGUAAUUAGUAUUAUUAUACUCAAUAAAACACCCUUGUGACAUUACCUUCCGAAUAGUCAAGCCAAUACUGUAUAAUUAGAUUCUCUCUAAGGCCUAUAACAUGAAUUUAUUAGCCCUUUUGUGAACUUAAAAAUUUUAACAUUAUCAAGGUUCUUUUACUAUCAAGCACUUGGAAUAGUCGAGCGUGCUGUCCUACCGACAGCUCUUGUUAUUACAUGGAACCAAUUUUCACUAGCCCGCACCAAAUGAUACAAAACUAAGUAAAAGUGACAAAUAUUUUUACAAACAAGUUAAAAUACCCUCGUCAUUUACAGUCCAUGAUGAUUGGAACUUAUGUUUCUGGCUUUUUUCAUAUUUUUUCUUUUUACUUUCAUCAUUCAUUUGUUUGCUUCUCCUUUUUGGCUCAGCGAGUUUGAAAUACUGAAGAAACAUUUUGACCAAAUAACAAAUGAUGUUUAACAAUAAUCUUGUAAUAAGCAAUGAAUCAUAAGCGUUUCAAUACACAAUUUUGGAUAUGUAACUUGAAUCAGAUAGGAAAACAUACAUCAUCAAAAAUAUAUUUGCUAUAACUUGUUUUUUUUUAUAUAUCGAUUAACUUCAUAUUAAAGCUCUACAUCUUUUAGUUCAAGACCUUUAUAUAUAUCAUGCUCAAGUUGACCUUGAUCAGUGUAUGACCUUGACUUUGAAUAUCAAAUUCUUCCACUUUUAACAGAUAAUUGUCUAUAACUUGAAAUUUAUCAAUAGAUCAUUUUCGCACUUGAAAAAUCUUCUUUAUGAAACCUUAUAUGUUCAACUGACUGACCUGUAUGAAUCGCCUUAAUUGUCAGGGUCAAAGUAUUGAACUUUGGUUAAGUUGACAUAAUUUUGUUACGUGUUUAAAUAUUUGAUUCAAAUGUAAACAAAGCAACACUUACAACCAAAACAAAUGUGUGAAAUGAUUUGAAUAUGACCUUGACUUAUAAAUAACCUUCACUGUAAAAUUUUGAUUAUAUUUUAUUAACAGUAGUUAAAAGUGCUUGAGCUAAAUACCUGACAAUCACUAUGUCAGCCUUUGUUUGCAUAACAUGCUUCCUUAAAUUUGAACUGUGGUAUAUGACACAUUCAUUUUUUACCAUUAGUUAA
Ruditapes philippinarum (Manila clam) is the source of this 3378-nucleotide messenger RNA. RefSeq lists its product as uncharacterized. The coding region runs from base 1 to 1068 and encodes 355 amino acids. The record is from RefSeq and is a predicted model, not a curated record. The transcript is spliced from 3 exons. NCBI's taxonomy places the organism in Eukaryota, Metazoa, Mollusca, Bivalvia, Venerida, Veneridae.